UUAAAUAUGUGCGUGUCUAGGCUGGCUAGUUUUUAGGAAGUCUUUUAUAACUCCUAUGUUAACUCCUAUUUUUCCUUUUUUCCUCACAGAAAUACUCUCCUUGAUUCCUGCACCCCACGUUCAGAUCUUCUGCUGAGACCAACAAAACCAGAAAUGAUAAAAUUUUUUCUUAUGGUAAACAAACAAGGUCAAACAAGACUUUCUAGGUAUUAUGAGCAUGUAGAAAUUAAGAAACGGACAAUGCUGGAAGCUGAAGUAAUCAAAAACUGUCUCUCCCGUUCAAAGGAUCAGUGCUCUUUCAUUGAGUAUAAGGACUUCAAGCUGGUAUACCGACAGUAUGCAGCCCUUUUUGUAGUCGUUGGAAUCGACCACACAGAGAAUGAGAUGGCAGUAUAUGAACUAAUUCAUAAUUUUGUGGAAGUUCUGGACAAAUACUUCAGCAGAGUGAGUGAAUUAGAUGUAUCCUUUUCAACAUCAGAAAUCCAUUUGUCUAUCUGUUUCUGGGGUAUGUUCCAGUUCAUAGCACUGGCUGUCAUAGUGGCUGUCAUACAGGCAAGACAAUGCAGAGGUUUUUCAAAUUUUGCACUUACAGUAAGUGGCACCAUUUUGGCACCUUUCUGAAAGCAUGGCUGAUGUUUGUGCGGGUUUCUUGUUCAAAUCCUAACUCAUGGAGAUAAGCCUGGUACCAUUUAAAGUAAGACAGGAAGAGUUUGUUUAGAGAGAACUAGGUACUACCUAGACAUGAAAAAUAGUGUUCUGGGGGAACUUUCAGGCUUACUUAAUUAUUACUGCAAGGUUUUACUUUUUGCUUUAAGUUUACAGUAAAAUAGAUGCUGAAAUGACUGCCAUAAUAAGAACUGAAUGUUACAGGUAUGUCUUGAGCCAACUAGCAGUAGCAUCAUUGUAAGAUUAGGUUUGUGCUUUGAUCUUGCUUCAUGAAAGUGUAGGUGAGAUUUACUUUCUGUAUCUAUGGAAAAAGAGAAAGACCUGAGAGGAGGAAAUUUAGGAACCCAGGCAUUGCCACAGAUACCUUUUACCUUUACCACCCUUCUCCCUUCGCAGCUGUAUUUUCAUGUGUAUGAUUUGCAGGGUAUUAACUAAUAUAUAGAUAUAUAUAUAUUUUAAAUGAACUACAACCAAAUACAAAUCCUAAAACACAGUCCUGAACAGCUAAACACAAAUAGCAAGUAAAUAACAUACAAUACUAAAUUCAAAGAAAAUUAAACCAGGAGAAUAUAGCACAGUCUUCCAGUCCCACUGCCUGCUCACUCUACUCCAGCAAUCCUUAUGCCUCUGUUUGCUGUUGGUUAAAUGCAGAUCUGCUGGUACAAAGAGUUUCAGUUACGCACCUGAAAUACAGUUGCCACCCUGGAAUCAUGUAAAUUACACACCUGAAAUACUCUAAAGUAAUUUAGAAUUAGUACAUACAAAGAACAUAAAAAAAAUCUGUAAGUUUUUUUGUAAUUGUUUUACUCCUUUACUAAAAACAAUAUGUAAUUUCAUUUUUUGUAAAAUUUUUAAUGCUUGCUACAUGCUGGAACUGUUUCAUUUGCUGAGCUUAUAUAUGUAUGUGUGUAUAUACUGUAUGUAUGUGUAUGUAUACUGUCUCUAUUUAUUUCCUUCUUGAAAUUUACAAAAUACUGUGGUAUUAAUAUAACACUCCUAAAUUAAUUUGUAUUAGAAUAGAGCAAUAAGGAAAUUUCAGGAUGGAGGGACUGUUAAGGUCUCUGAGCAAUUAUGUAACUACAUUUUUGUAUUCAGUUACUCUAGUUAAGGAUUAGAACCAUUUGUACUUGCGUGUGAGCUUUGCUGAAUUAGAAACUAACGUGAUGACCUGUUCAGUAAUUAUACAUAAAAAAUAGUCCCCUG
Molecule: messenger RNA, 1869 nt
Organism: Pezoporus occidentalis (night parrot)
Lineage: Eukaryota; Metazoa; Chordata; Aves; Psittaciformes; Psittacidae
Gene: AP4S1
Product: adaptor related protein complex 4 subunit sigma 1
Exons: 4
Coding region: 154-621 (155 amino acids)
Biological process (GO): protein transport; vesicle-mediated transport
Cellular component (GO): intracellular membrane-bounded organelle
Source: RefSeq, a predicted model, not a curated record